Messenger RNA from Neogale vison (American mink), 1134 nucleotides. RefSeq names its product forkhead box L2 (gene FOXL2). The record is from RefSeq and is a predicted model, not a curated record. The coding region runs from base 1 to 1134 and encodes 377 amino acids. Gene Ontology annotation, biological process: cell differentiation; regulation of transcription by RNA polymerase II; anatomical structure morphogenesis. The transcript has a single exon. Gene Ontology annotation, molecular function: DNA-binding transcription factor activity, RNA polymerase II-specific; RNA polymerase II cis-regulatory region sequence-specific DNA binding. Lineage: Eukaryota; Metazoa; Chordata; Mammalia; Carnivora; Mustelidae.
AUGAUGGCUAGCUACCCCGAGCCCGAGGACGCCGCGGGGGCCCUGCUGGCCCCGGAGACGGGCCGCGCAGCCAAGGAGCCAGAGGCGCCGCCGCCGCCGAGCCCCGGCAAGGGAGGAGGCGGCGGCGCUGGGACAGCCCCGGAGAAGCCGGACCCGGCUCAAAAGCCCCCGUACUCGUACGUGGCGCUCAUCGCCAUGGCAAUCCGCGAGAGCGCCGAGAAGAGGCUCACCCUGUCCGGUAUCUACCAGUACAUUAUUGCCAAGUUCCCGUUCUACGAGAAGAACAAGAAGGGCUGGCAGAAUAGCAUCCGCCACAAUCUCAGCCUCAACGAGUGCUUCAUCAAGGUGCCGCGCGAGGGCGGCGGCGAGCGCAAGGGCAACUACUGGACGCUGGACCCGGCCUGCGAGGACAUGUUCGAGAAGGGCAACUACCGGCGCCGCCGCCGCAUGAAGCGGCCCUUCCGGCCGCCGCCCGCGCACUUCCAGCCCGGCAAGGGGCUCUUCGGGGCCGGGGGCGCCGCGGGCGGCUGCGGCGUAGCGGGCGCCGGGGCCGACGGCUAUGGCUACCUGGCGCCCCCCAAGUACCUACAGUCCGGCUUCCUCAACAACUCCUGGCCGCUACCGCAGCCGCCUUCACCCAUGCCCUACGCCUCCUGCCAGAUGGCGGCGGCCGCUGCGGCGGCGGCGGCAGCCGCUGCAGCCGCGGGCCCGGGCACUCCGGGCGCGGCCGCUGUGGUCAAGGGGCUGGCUGGCCCGGCCGCCUCGUACGGGCCGUACUCACGCGUGCAGAGCAUGGCGCUGCCUCCCGGUGUGGUGAACUCGUACAACGGCCUUGGAGGCCCGCCGGCCGCGCCCCCGCCGCCGCCGCAUCCCCACUCACACCCGCAUGCACACCAUCUGCACGCGGCCGCCGCACCCCCGCCCGCCCCGCCGCACCACGGGGCCGCCGCACCGCCCCCGGGCCAGCUCAGCCCCGCCAGCCCUGCUACCGCCGCGCCCCCCGCGCCCGCGCCCACCAAUGCGCCGGGCCUGCAGUUCGCCUGCGCCCGGCAGCCCGAGCUCGCCAUGAUGCAUUGCUCUUACUGGGACCACGACAGCAAGACCGGCGCGCUGCACUCACGCCUAGAUCUCUGA